AUGGAGAAAUCACUAUUGCCUAUCCUAAGAGCCCACUCGAUAUCUUUCUACGCUUUCAGAGUCCUUGCCUCCGGUUUCCUCACCGGAAACUUCAGCGCGGGAAAAUCCACCGAUACCCGAUUUAGCGACGCCCAUCCACUCGGAAAAGCCUUCCAGAAACUCUACGGAGAUCCUAAAUUACAACAAGCGAUGAAGGAUCUUGAGGGUUCUUUGGCGCCGUUGGGUGUUUUGGGAAGAGAAGCGAGCUUGAGAUGGAUGUAUUAUCCUUCGAGAUUGGGAGUGGGGGAUGCUAUUAUUUUGGGCGCUAGUAAAAUCGCUCAGGUGAGGGAAAAUGUGGAGAGUAUAACUAAGGGACCGCUACCUGAUGGGGUGGUGGAGAAGGUUGAGGGGAUGUGGAAUGUUUUGGCUGGGGAUAGAGGGGGGAUCUUGUAG
Sclerotinia borealis F-4128 is the source of this 432-nucleotide messenger RNA. NCBI's taxonomy places the organism in Eukaryota, Fungi, Ascomycota, Leotiomycetes, Helotiales, Sclerotiniaceae. The record is from the annotation of a GenBank genome assembly.